AACCACUGUUCUGCUCUGUUCCCAUGGGCUGCUUCCUGACUUAAGAGGUCACUCUUGACCUGAUCACCCGCUGGGUUCAGCUGCCACUGACCGCUUCACAUCUGACUCUGGAAGACCCCACUCCAAAUCCACUGUCUUUCCUCCGAGUAUUUCAGGUGGGAUCUAUGCCCUUUCAGCUUCUGCUGGUGCACAGUCAUCGUUGGCCAUGAGGCUUCUUAUGCCUGGGAGCAGCUCUGCUUCUCUGUGCCUCCUUGGAGUUCUGUCCUCGCUCCUGGGCCCGGCCAGCCUCCUUGGUUGCAGUUCCCCUCCCAAGAUUGAGCAUGGACACUACAAGGACAUUAGUGAACUUCUGUCCAUCACCACUGUGGUACAGUAUGAAUGCAAGGAAGGCUAUGUUCUGGUGGGAGCAGCCACAAUGUCCUGCAGGUUCUCAUAUUGGUCAUCUCCGGCUCCUCAGUGUAAAGCUCUGUGUGCAAAACCAAAGAUGCUCAAUGGACAGCUGUCUGUGGAGAAGGAUCAGUAUGUCAGCCCUGAAACCAUCACCGUCCUGUGUGACCCUGGCUAUCGGAUGGUUGGAUCACAGAAGAUCUCCUGCUCAGAGAAUAAAUCUUGGAACCCUCCCGUGCCCAAGUGUGAACAGGAAAUCCCUGAAGAUCGUGAUGUGGUGCUGGCAGGCAGGAAGUUCUUACAGUGUCUUCCAACUCCCAGAGACUCCAAAAUGGCCCUGGAGUUACAUAAACUUUCUCUGCAGAUUGAAAAACUGAAGCAAGACAGAGACAAGGAGAAACUCACUUAACUAUACUUGCACUCCUUCUUGCAAGAAGACAGAUUUGCUUUUCUGUACCAUUCCAGAGAGAGAAAAAUGUCAGUUUAUUGACUCUACCUAAGCCUCAUCAUUUUUUGCAAUAAGUCAUUGGGAAAAAUUUGCUGAUGGGCAUAGUGAUCCUGGAAUGUGGAAUUAUUAAUAAUUUACAUUGUUAUCUCUCUGCUUAAGAUGAGACAUUUCUGGGUUUGCUGAGCUGGCUGAAAUAACUAUCUACCUUUAAGUUUCCUUUUGAAAAUCUGUGUUAUACAAUAUCUGUACCUAUCUACCUAUAAAUGCCAAAAUACCUAUGAAACCUAUCAUAAUAUGUAUGCCUUGAACCAGUUCACUUCCUA
This is a messenger RNA of Dipodomys spectabilis (banner-tailed kangaroo rat), 1158 nucleotides long. Its product is annotated as C4b-binding protein alpha chain-like. The record is from RefSeq and is a predicted model, not a curated record. Lineage: Eukaryota; Metazoa; Chordata; Mammalia; Rodentia; Heteromyidae. The transcript has 4 exons. Bases 206 to 796 code for a protein of 196 amino acids.